AUGUCAAAAUCCAAACGAGACGACGAUGCCACUCUCCUUGAGACCAUCGACUCUCGCCAGGUACACGAACUCUACCAAAUUAAACCCCAUCCCAUUACCGGUCGACUCAUCGACUCCUAUCCUAUUCGCCGCACGAAGCCCAUGCGCGUACUAUGCCUCGGACAAUCACGAACAGGCACCAUGGCUGUCUUCACAGCCCUCAAACAAUUAGGCUACACGGCUUACCACAUAUCCGCUGCCAUCGGCAGCUCUAAGACAAACCUCAACCUCUGGCGCGAAGCACUCGACGCCAAGUUCUACGGCAAGGGCAAGCCAUGGGGUCGGGAAGAAUUCGAUAAGAUUCUCGGGUUUUACGAUGCUGUUGUCGAUAUACCAGCUAUUUGCUUUGUCGAGGAACUUGUGGCUGCGUAUCCAGAAGCUAAAGUCAUCGUCACUCAACGAGAUGUAGAUGAUUGGCUGAAUAAUAUGGAUUCAACAGGUGGCCGUGUCCUACGAUGGCCUCUCUGGAACACUCUAUCAAGAUGGGAUCCUGCUCUGGCAGGCCCCUUCUACGAGUUCUCAAAGAAAGCCAUGUUCGCGAGCUUCAACACCAUGACUGAUUUCUCGCAAAAGUCACCUGCUCGUCAAGCCUUCCACGACCACUACGAGCUGGUCAAAAAGACAGUCCCGGUUGAAAGAAUGCUAGUGUUUCAUGUUCAGGAGGGAUGGGAGCCUCUUUGUAAGUUCUUGGGCGCGGAGAUUCCUGCUGGAGAAUUCCCAAGACUAGAUGACUCGAGACAGUUUGUUCUUGCACAUAGUUUGAUGUGGUGGGUUGCUUUCGCGAAGAUGGUGGGCAAAGCUUCAUUUAUGAGUGCUGUCACUGGUGUGAUUGCUUCAAUGAUUGCAGUUUGGAGGAUGAAAUGUAUGGUCAAAGUCGGUGCUAUGCUUAGGCCGUUGGCGGAACUGCGUUGA
This is a messenger RNA of Fusarium sp. VM40, 951 nucleotides long. Lineage: Eukaryota; Fungi; Ascomycota; Sordariomycetes; Hypocreales; Nectriaceae. The record is from the annotation of a GenBank genome assembly.